AUACACAAAAUUCCACGCGUCAACGAAUCAUCUCACUACAGCUGGUACGCUGUUUCUGCAUUGACUUUUUUGUUCCAUUACCUUUUCUAUCUGAACUGAUGAUCCAAAUAUUGUUGCUGGAUUGAGUACUCGUGAUUCAGGAUUUACUUUAUAAUUUAUAUAAAUUUCAAAUUUCUGAAUAUUGUUCUGGAAUUUAGGGUUUAUAGUUCCGUUUCUUUUGUUUUCAGCUAUUUUUCUCUUGAUCCGGCUUAUAUUUCAUUUCUUCCGACCAGAUUCUUACGAGGGAAACGCUUUUUUCUGAUGGGAUGAUUUCGCCACUGAAUUUCAUAUAUAAUUUCGUUGGAUUAGGAAUUUAGGAUAGGGUUUUGAAAUUCAAAAUUACACAUCCACAAAUUUUAGGUCUAAAAAAUCCAGAAAUUGGAAUGAGAAGCCAAUUAUGGAGAUGGAGUUUAGGUUUAAUUUACAUAUUCGCAGUUGCAACAAUAUGGAUUGCUGCUAGUUUCAUCGUACAGUCGGUCGAAGACGGGGGCGUUUCCCCCUUUCUCGUAACAUACAUUUGCAACUCGUUGUUUGUGGUGUGUAUACCUUUAGUCGAAAUCGGGCGUUAUUUGGAGGAUAAAAAUAUAAGCAUAUUCUUUUGGCGGAAUCGAGCGGGUCCCGCUUUGCAAGAUUUAAGGGAUUUUGAAAAGGUUAUUCUUCUUGAUGAUGAUGAUAAUGAAGCUAAUGUAUUGAAACCUAAUGUGGUUGUAUUGCAAGAGAACAAUGUUCUUGCUAAUGAUGGUGUCGAAACGGGAUUGGACGAAAAGGGUCGUUGGACUCGUCGGAGAGUUGCAAAAGUUAGCCUGUUGAUAUGCCCUGUUUGGUUUCUUGCACAGCUCACGUUUAAUCUUUCUCUAAAGUACACUACAGUUACGUCAAACACCAUCCUAAGCAGUGCAUCCAGUUUGUUCACGUUUUUAGUGGCGCUCGUUUUUUUGGGGGAGAAGUUCACUUGGCUGAAGCUUAUAAGCGUUCUGCUCUGCAUGGGAGGAACAAUAAUUGUCAGCAUGGGCGACUCAGCAUCGAGUGAAGUUGCCUCGAGUGCUGUCACGGGGGAUAUUCUGGCGCUUUGCUCCUCAGCGUUUUAUGCUGUGUACAUCACCCUGAUUCGCCAGAAAUUACCCGAUGAAGACGAUGAAGUACAGGGCCGUGCUAGUAUGGCUCAGUUUCUUGGAUUCCUCGGUUUGUUCAAUCUCAUGAUAUUUUUUCCAGUGGCUCUCGUGCUUCACUUUUCUAGGCUCGAGCCUUUCACCUCUCUUACAUGGGAGCAAUUUCGUCUUAUUAUUGGUAAAGGUUUGCUGGACAAUGUGCUGAGUGAUUACUUAUGGGCGAAAGCUGUGCUGCUUACAACGACAACUGUGGCGACAGCAGGUCUUUCGAUACAGGUACCGUUAGCUGCUGUAUUGGAUUCGUUGAAGGGGAAUAUUCCCGGUCUCUCCGAUUUUAUUGGAGGUGCUGCUAUUAUGGUUGGUUUUGCCGGAAUUAAUAUUCCUUCGGAUUUUCUUUUCAGAAAUAAUAAAGAUGCCAUUGUUGAAUUAGACAGUGCUAAUGUCAAUCCAAAUGAUCAUGCUGACCUUUGAUGUAUGUUUUUUUUUUUCUUUUUCUGUAUGUAUAUUGAAACUAUACUGAAGAACAACUGCAAGAAGAGAAUCAGAUAUAUAUAUACCAAAGUAGGAAUCCCUACAUUUUAUUCCUAAAA
Messenger RNA from Erythranthe guttata (spotted monkey flower), 1738 nucleotides. The record is from RefSeq and is a predicted model, not a curated record. Lineage: Eukaryota; Viridiplantae; Streptophyta; Magnoliopsida; Lamiales; Phrymaceae.